GUUAGAUUAGAUAGCUCUAAAAUGGAUUUAUAAUCACUAGUUUUCAUAGCUUUGCCAUUCUAACAGAAAAUAUUGUAUUUACGUGCCAAUCCACUGGAAUUUAAAAGAUCAAAAAUAGAAUUUAAAAAAUGGUUCGCAAAGUAGCUGUCAUUGGUGGAGGAGUUAUUGGAAUAACGACAGCAGUUGUGAUCGCCGAGCAUUUGGAUAAUGUGCAGGUGACAGUUAUUUCAGACAAGUGGUCCCCUGAUACUACAGGAGAUGGAUCAGCAGGAUACUGGGCUCCCUAUCUGCUAGGAGAUCUACCUCCAGAUACUCUCAGGGAAUGGUGCAAGAAAUCCAGUGAAAUCUUUCAGGAAAUCUUCCAGUCAGCCAAGGCUGUAGAGUACGGAGUCGGUUUGCUGCCAGUCUAUUGUAUCUUUUCCUAUGCUCCAACCGAUGAUUCUGUUUUCAAUGAUUUAUAUUUGGAUUAUAGGCCCAUGACAAAGAAAGAACUUUCUGUCUUCCCUAGUAAAUAUUGCUAUGGUAUAUCAAUAACUAGCUUCUUCGCCGAAUGUACCAAACUUCUUCCUGCCUUGAUGAAAAGAAUAGAAAAGAGAGAUGGAAGAUUUAUUGAAAAGAAGAUUUACAGUUUUUCAGAGUUGGCUGGAAAGUAUGAUGUCGUUAUAAAUUGCACAGGAAUUGGUGCUAGAAACUUGGUGCCGGAUCCAGAAGUCACACCAAUUCGAGGACAAGUAAUUAAGGUCCGUGCACCUUGGAUGAAGCAUUGCGUAAUAAUUGAUGAUGACUACUAUGUUAUUCCUAACUCGGAAGAGGUCGUUUUAGGAGGCACUGCGCAAGAAGGUAAUUGGAAUUUGGAGGUCGAUCCCGAAGAUCAUCGCAAAAUUUGGGAAAACUGCACUGAAGCUCUACCUUGCUUGAAGGAUGCAAAGAUUCUCAGAGACUGGGUCGGUUUGAGGCCUUACAGAUCUACUCCUCGAGUAGAGCGAGAGUCAAUAAAGACGAAGAAGGGGAACAUAGAUGUUAUUCAUAACUAUGGCCAUGGUGGCUCUGGAGUCACUGUAUCCUGGGGUUGUGCUUUUGAAGUCUUAGGACUUCUGCGUGAAGCGCUGGAAGAUCCAUACUCCUCAGGUUUUCGAUCCAAAAUGUAAAUUAUAACAGGAGUCAUUGUUGCUCCAAAAUAUUUAUUCAUUUUCGAAUGAUUGUUGACAAUUGAUUCUGUGAUUACAUUUUUAUGAAAUAAAUGUUUAUAA
Messenger RNA from Argiope bruennichi, 1250 nucleotides. RefSeq names its product D-amino-acid oxidase-like. The transcript has 11 exons. Lineage: Eukaryota; Metazoa; Arthropoda; Arachnida; Araneae; Araneidae. The coding region runs from base 129 to 1148 and encodes 339 amino acids. The record is from RefSeq and is a predicted model, not a curated record. Gene Ontology annotation, molecular function: D-amino-acid oxidase activity; FAD binding.